Messenger RNA from Linum tenue, 2987 nucleotides. The record is from the annotation of a GenBank genome assembly. NCBI's taxonomy places the organism in Eukaryota, Viridiplantae, Streptophyta, Magnoliopsida, Malpighiales, Linaceae.
CUGUCAGCCGAGUAGGCAGCCACCGCGCUCUAAAAUGCCUUCCACCCAAACACAAUGUCUCUCUUUGCUGUCAAUUUACUCUCUUGCAAACCAUCCUCAGCAUCCAGUUGUCAAGAGAGAAGCAAAUCCAGUUGUCAAGAGAUAGAAUCUCUCUUCAAAAGUCUUCUUCAAAUUGAAGGCGAUCAAAAUUCGCCUCACGAUUUCCCCGUAAAUUCUUCCCUUCCCCUGAUUUUCCUAUCCCUCUUCUUGCUUCCCCAUUCCCGCCAUUUCUCUUUCCCACAACCAAACCUCACACUUUCCCCUUCCUCUCCUCCAUUUCGAUUUUCCUCUCAAUCCAACUGAGGGGAAUUUAGAACCGGGGAAGAGCGCGAUUGUGUUUCCGCGCUCUAUUUGUUCAUUCUUUUUUCAAUUGUUUUAUUUCUACCUUCUUCUUCUUCUUGUUUUUUUUUUUCUUUUUCCCUUUUGUAUAGUCUUUGAAACCUCGCGGUGGAUUGAAUGGGUUGUUGAUAGAUCGGAGAUAAUAACCCAUUCUCUUUCUCUUCAUACCUGCAACUGCGCUGUUGCUUUUGAUUGGUUUCUGAAGAUGGACGAGUUUGGUGUUCUGACCGAGCGGUUUGGGUUGAAACCCCAGGGAAAAUCUGCUCCAAUGGCCGCAUCAAAACGACCCAAUAGUGCAACAGCUGCCCCAACACGAAAUUUCUCUUCCGGUUCGCCUGUUAAUUCCCAACCAUCGCCCCCUUAUACCUCUACUGCUGCGCACGGCUCCAAUUCAUUUAAUGGGUUUACUGUCGGUGGUACCGGGGAUCUGUUUGCCAAUCAUAAAGCUCAGAGCUUUGGAGGUUCGACCGACGGGUUCGAGGUUUUUGGUGGAUUCGACAAGGGAUCGAAGCAGAGUAAUGGGGGCUCUUCUUCUUUUGAUUACAAUUCGAUAUUUUCUGGGCCCAAUCAUUCUAACGCUGGAUCGUCACUUGAAAAUGAUGAUAUAUUUGGUGGUGGGUUGAAGAGCUCCAAUGCUUCCACUAAUGAUGACUUGUUUGGGUCGUAUGCUUCCAAGCCAAAGCAGACUGUCCCUAUCGAUGACUUGUUGGGAAAUUUUGGUUCGAAGUCUGGUCCUUCCUUGAAUAGGAAAGGAUCAUCCGAGUUUGAUGUCUUGGUACCUGGGUUUAAUUCGAGCAGGACAUCAGAAAAAGGAACUACUAAAUCAAGCUUCAACUCAGCAGAUGAUCCCUUUAUAGUCUUGGAAUCAACUUCUUCAACCACUACAAAUUCCUCAUUUCUGGAUCCACUUGAGGAGUUCAGUAAGUUUGCAAGUUCUGGAGGUGGCAAUACAAAACCUACUGGCUCUUCAAAUGUUCCCACAUCAUUGCGGCCCCCACCAAAACCUGGGCAAGUUCUGAAGUCAGUGAAAGUUAAAAGUUCACAUCCAUCUUCAAUUGAUGAACUUGAGGACUUUGCCACCAGUAGAGUGCGUGCUACACCUAACAGGAAAUCAGAUGUCAAUCAGUCCAAGGAAGGCAGAGCGAGAGAAAACGCUAAAACGAGCAAAUUUAAAGAAGCAGAAAAUAAAAUGCCCCAGAAGAGUGCGGAUGACCUAGAAUCCUUUUUUGGAACGAGUUCUAGAUCCAGCAGUGCACCAAAGUCACGGACUGCAACUUUGGAUCCUCUAUUUGAUGCAACCCUGAACAACAGAGGUAAACCUCAAGUUCCGAAUGGAAAGGCUUCUGGCGUUUCUUCAUCUGGAAUGAAGAAGGUUUCUUCCGCAACUAAUAUGUUCGACGACUUUUCCUCCCUUUUUGGAGACACCUCUUUCUCUGGAGAGUUUGAAGAAGUUCAAGGAGAAACUGAAGAAAGACGAAAAGCAAGGUUUGAACGUCACCAGAGGACACAAGACCGAGUGGCAAAGGCAGUUGCUGACAUGAACCAACGUGACUACCAUACUCAACGUGAACAAGAAGAGAGGAAGAUGAUUGCUGAGAAAAUGGAUCUUGAUAUAAAGAGGUGGGCUGCUGGGAAGGAAGGCAAUAUGCGGGCCCUUUUGUCAUCUUUGCAAUAUGUGCUCUGGAAUGAAUGUGGUUGGCAGCCUGUCUCUCUGACUGAUCUGAUUACAUCGUCCUCAGUCAAAAAAGUGUAUAGGAAAGCGACUUUGUGUGUGCAUCCUGAUAAGGUUCAACAGAAAGGUGCAACUCUUGAACAGAAAUACAUCGCUGAGAAGGUCUUUGAUAUCCUCAAGGAAGCAUGGAACAAGUUCAACAAGGAGGAACUUUCUUAAUAGUCAGAAAUCAACUCGUUAAUGAGUUCAACCCUCUACCGAGCUCCAAUUUCGAAGUGAAGAAACUGCAUGAUUCCAUAGGAUAAUGCACAGUUGGCCUCUGUAGCCGAGGUGGAGGCGAAGAAGCCUAGAAGCGCAUAGAGAGGAGCCCGGUUUCAUGUUAUGGAAGUUAAUGAUGAUGGUCUACUUACGAAAGCAUCUGAGUUCGGAAUGAUAUCAUUUCACGACAUGUUACAUGCCACGUGCGCUGAUGCUUUGCACACUUUUCAGUCAGGAACCUUGUACGAGGGUUCAAACUUCAAACCAUUUGAGGUUGUCUUCUGCCGAAUUGACCCAUUUGUUGAAUGGGGUUCUACGGUUGUUGACUGUGGGUAACAGGGUUCCUGGCAUUUGAUGUAAGAGUUAUACUUCAAUGUUCCUUUCUUCUUUGAUGAGUUCCUUGCUGAUGAAGUUGAAUACUUUUUGGCGUGUCGAUAAGAAUGCAAUAGACGAUGAUGAUUAAAAUGAGUGAUGGUGUCGGAAGAAACUUCAUUAAUUUUGUUUUCUGUUGAAAGUGGCCGGUUAACUUGUUACUAUCUACUUAAUUAAGAGCAUAGCUUAACCCGAACCAUGGAAAUGGGUGCGCCACUGAAAAAUAAGUCUACGAGCAAGUUUCUUAUUUGUUUUCAUAUCUGCAAGAGACUUGGUUUAUUAUUUCCUUUCUUUUCACUUCUCGAUG